AUGAAUCUUGCGCGGCAUUCGAUCAGCUCUACCGCCCCAGUCCUCAUCUUCGACGCCCGCUUCGACCCAGAGAGCCGCAUCUUCACGACCUCCACCCCCGCCGGCUUCGCCAUCUACCGUACAUGGCCACUGCAGCUCAUUCGGAAACGCGAAAUCACAGGGGGCACGCUCUCCAUCGUCGUGCCCCUACACACGUCGUCGCUCUUGUUCCUCGUUGGUGGCGGUAGGAGCCCACGCUACCCGCCGAACAAGGUCGUCCUGUGGGACGAUGCGCUCCAGCAGGAAGUCGCCGAGCUAGAGUUCAGGGAGAGGGUCAGGAACAUUGCGUGCCGCAGAGGCUGGCUCGCGGUUGCACUCCGCAGACGGGUCGUGGUGUUUCAGGUGGGGGAGAAGGUCAAGCGGCACGGCGAGUGGGAUACUUGUGACAACCCGCGUGGGCUGAUUGCUCUCGCAAGUGCCGCACAUUCCACACUCUUAGCGAUCCCUGGCCGGCAGAUGGGACAUAUUCAACUCAUCCACCUUCCCCCCUGCCCACCCCCACAACCCAUCGGCCCUCCAUCAGCCACACCACCAUCACGCCCCCCACCUGCUCCGACAAAGCACCCAGUACCGAUCAUUGUCGCGCACACCUCCGCGCUGAAUACUGUCUCGGUGCCACCUUCCGGCCGUUUGCUCGCCACCACCUCGUCGCGCGGAACUCUGAUUCGAAUAUGGGACACCAACACAGGGAAGCUCGUGCGCGAGCUUAGGAGAGGAUCCGACAAGGCGGAAAUUUACGGGGUCGCGUUCCGUCCUGACGAGCGUGAAGUGUGCGUCUGGAGCGAUAAGGGGACGGUGCACAUAUUCGCCCUGACAGCAGGAUCGGGCGCUGCCAAUCGACAGUCCACGUUCUCUCCUUUGACGCCGUUCCUCCCGCUUCCCAAGUACUUCGACUCCGAAUGGUCGUACGCGCAGUACCGGAUCCCAUCGCAAGCCGCCCACAUCUCGAUAUCCGCACAGCCGGCAAAGUCGCCUACUGCGGACGUUGUCGACGAGGAGAAGUGCGUGGUGACAUGGAUCCAGGUCUCCUCAGACCAAGACGAGCCCAGGCGCAUGCCCCCAGGCGCCGCCCCGCUCGAAUACCAGCUAGUGGCCUUGACGUACACCGGUGGCUGGUAUCGAUUAGCUCUGCCGAGCUCGAGCUCCUCUUCCUCAGCGACGCCCGCUUCGUCUGCCUCCCCGCAACCGCAUGUCGCCUCACCGGCACCCUCGCUGCGAGACCCGGUGUCAGCCUCGCCCCCAAGCGCCAGAACGAUAUCGAUGGCCCGCCCACGAUCGUCGAGCGGAUCUUCGUUCGCGACCAGCCGCCAGGACAAGGGCAAGGAGCGAGAGCGAGAGGAGAAGCCUGGCCGGGAGUGCGUCCUGCGCGAGUACCGGCGGUUCGGGCGCUGGGACGGGUGGGGCUGA
Messenger RNA from Epithele typhae, 1446 nucleotides. Its product is annotated as WD40-repeat-containing domain protein. Gene Ontology annotation, molecular function: protein binding; phosphatidylinositol-3,5-bisphosphate binding; phosphatidylinositol-3-phosphate binding. Bases 1 to 1446 code for a protein of 481 amino acids. The record is from RefSeq and is a predicted model, not a curated record. Gene Ontology annotation, biological process: protein lipidation; protein localization to phagophore assembly site; nucleophagy. Lineage: Eukaryota; Fungi; Basidiomycota; Agaricomycetes; Polyporales; Epitheliaceae. The transcript is spliced from 4 exons. Gene Ontology annotation, cellular component: phagophore assembly site membrane; cytosol; extrinsic component of membrane.